UGCAGGGCUGUAAUUGAAGUACAAGAUGGCAAGAACCAGCCACAGCAACUACGUCCUUCAGCAGCUAAACAACCAAAGAGAGUGGGGCUUUCUGUGCGACUGCUGCAUCGCUAUCGAUGAUAUUUAUUUUCAAGCACAUAAAGCAGUUCUUGCUGCGUGCAGCUCCUAUUUUAGGAUGUUUUUUAUGAACCAUCAACACACUACAGCCCAGCUGAAUCUAAGCAACAUGAAGAUUAGCGCAGAAUGCUUUGAUCUUAUUUUACAGUUCAUGUAUUUAGGAAAAAUUAUGACAGCCCCUGCCAAUUUCGAGCAAUUUAAAGUGGCCAUGAACUACUUACAGCUAUAUAACGUACCUGAAUGUCUGGAAGAUAUACAGGAUACAGACUCAUCUAGUUUAAAAUGUUCGUCUUCUGCUUCUAGCACCCAGAAUAGUAAAAUGAUAUUUGGCGUGAGAAUGUAUGAAGACACGCUUGCUAGAAAUGGCAGCGAAGCAAACAGGUGGGGCAUGGAGCCGCCAAGUUCAACAGUAAAUACAUCCCAUAACAAAGAGCCUGAUGAAGAAGCUUUGCAGCUAAGCAGCUUCCCCGAACAACUGUUUGAUGUCUGCAAAAAGAGCACCACGUCCAAAUUCUCUCACGCGAAAGAGCGCGUGUCCCACUCGCGCCGUUUUGGGAGGAGCUUCACCUGCGACAGCUGCGGGUUUAGUUUCAGCUGUGAAAAGCUGCUGGAUGAGCACGUGUUAACGUGCACUAACAGGCAUUCUUACCAAAGCGCCAGGUACUACAGUGCUGAAAAACUGGACUUUAAUGAAAAGGACUCUACUUCUAAAAUAAUCUCCACACAAACAGAAAAAUACAAGGGGGACUCGAGCCAAGCUGCGGAUGAUUCUUCGUCUCCCGUGUCGAACGUCACAAGCAGAAAAAGCAGCACGGUUGCCUCUGAGACAUCAGGUGAAGAAGGCAGCAGAGCCUCUGAGAGGAAGAGGAUUAUCAUCAAGAUGGAACCAGAGGACAAUCCUGCAGAUGAGCUGAAGGAUUUUAAUAUUAUUAAAGUGACAGAUAAAGACUGCAAUGAGUCCUCCGACAACGAUGACUUAGAUGAUGAACAGGAAGAGCCGCUUUACAGAUACUAUGUCGAGGAAGAGAUCAGAGAGAAGAGAAAUGCUCGGAAGACUUUAAAACCGCGUUUAUCCAUGGAUGAGGAUGAAAGAAAGUGUUUGAAAAGUCCACGGCACCUUAACAGGAAGGCUCCGUCAGUGCAGGAAGAUGUGGAGAACGCUCCCUGUGAACUUUGUGGGCUGACAAUCACCGAGGAAGAUUUGUCCUCUCAUUAUUUAUCCAAACACAUAGAAAAUAUAUGUGCUUGUGGCAAGUGUGGUCAAAUACUGGUCAAAGGCAAGCAGUUACAGGACCAUGCCCAGACCUGUGGAGAACCCCAGGAUCUGACCAUGAACGGUAUCAGGAAUUCUGAGGAGAAAAUGGACUUGGAAGAAAACCCCGAGGAGCAGUCGGAAAUAAGGGACAUGAUGUUUGCAGAGAUGCUGGAGGACUUCAGGGACAGUCACUUCCAAAUGAACAGCCUUCAAAAAAAACAGUUAUACAAGCAUUCUGCCUGUCCUUUCCGAUGCCCUAAUUGUGGUCAGCGUUUUGAAACCGAAAACCUAGUGGUUGAACAUAUGUCGAACUGCCUGGAGCAAGAUCUGUUCAAGAACUCCAUGAUGGAAGAGAACGAGAGGGAUCACAGACGUAAGCAUUUCUGCAAUCUUUGUGGGAAAGGAUUUUAUCAGCGCUGCCACUUGCGGGAACACUAUACCGUUCAUACCAAGGAAAAACAGUUUGUUUGUCAGACAUGUGGGAAGCAGUUCUUAAGAGAGCGCCAGUUGCGGCUCCACAAUGAUAUGCACAAAGGCAUGGCCAGUAGUGAAAUAGGGACUUCUAAGCUUCUGAACAACUGAGAGAACCAGGUUUGAAGAAGACAUGAGGACGAACUGGUCGGCAAAAGAUUUCAUAAAAACUCAGAACCGCGUGUGCCAGAUCUGAAUUGGCACCACCUUUGCUUUUUGACAUACUGCAGCAGUCGCAAAAGGCACCAAAGCACUCAAAUUAGAACAUGCAGUAAAAGUUGUUCUGGACUCUUCUCUGUAUUAUAAAACUUACUUCCUUGUGACUAUUAUUUACACCUGUUAAAGACAGAUUUGCAGUCUCCUUUCAUGGAGCAGACAGGCAAAAGAGGCAGAUGCCAGGUGUUAAGGCCUGCACUGAAAUGGGUUUGUGGAAUUUGCUGUUCACAUGCUGGAGUGCUCCUUUUCUAAAAUGAGGCUUCUUAGAGUUUGUCAAAAACUGUUUAGAUUUUUUAGUUCAAACAUUAUAAGUGUAACUUAUGUAUUUUCAGACAGUUACAAUGCUAAACUAUCAAGUGUUGAGAAAAAAAAAAUUAAUCUGGAGUACAAGGUGAAAGAAAAAAUCUUAAAAACUGAGGACAGAGGGUCCCUGAGGAAGGACAGGAUGGUGAGAAAGAUCCAGCUGACCUGAUUCCCCCUGCUGCCGUGAUCAUCAUUUGCAAGCUGAAGAGGACCUUCCAUGGAGCACAGUGCU
Messenger RNA from Opisthocomus hoazin, 2594 nucleotides. The record is from RefSeq and is a predicted model, not a curated record. Lineage: Eukaryota; Metazoa; Chordata; Aves; Opisthocomiformes; Opisthocomidae.